AUGCUCGACGAAAAUCUUCCCACAUUCUUUCUUAAGCCAUCACCUGACAGUAUAGCCCACCACCGAGCAUACUACUUCUCACAGCAUGGCUCCGAGCCGGAGUUGGCCUACUCCUUGAAACACCUCGACCCUGCUUCUCCCACAUCCAAGAACAUCUACGCAGCCGCUCUUUUCGACUCUCACAGUCCGGAUGUGCUUUUCGCCGAGGUUCUCGUCAAGCCCGCCUGGACGCAGCCAACACUUUCACAAGAGGAGAUACGCAAAAAUGGCGGGGUACCUCCGCCGCCGCAACCUAUCCUGCCAUCAGAUUUCACCAUACAGCUAUACAACCCCGAGCAGCAAGUAGUCGUAACGCAAAAGACCGGGACGUGGAGCGGAAGCUCUUCGUACGAGUUCAGGCUGCCGCAGCAUACGUUCAGGCUGCCGCAGCAUACGUUCAGGCUGCCCAGUGGUUCGGCACUCGACCGGAGCCUACAUGAUCCGAGUGCGGAUGCCAGCACCCCGAAGCUGAACUUCGUCUGGAAGAGAGAGAGCAAGCUAUCGAAGGACUUCACGUGCUUUUUAACGGGCAAGUCAACAGACCCGCAAGGCCGGAAGAAGAGCAAGGAGCCGGAUAUCGCAAUAGCGCUGUUUAGCUCUCUACGGGAAGUCACUAUCAUCGAGUCGAACCUAUAUCGCGUUGAUGUCGAGGACCCGAAAGGGCUGGAGGUUGUUCUGCUGCUUGGAGCAGCGGUCAUAAAGGAUAUGUACUUUGGGCAAAUGAAGGAUACAUUCAAUAUCGGCGAGACGGCGAGGAAGAACAGUGGCGGUCUGCUAGGCCGUAAAAACUCGGCGCCGCUUGACACUGCAGUCUCACAUCCUCAUGCGCCGGCCCGUCUUUCGCCGCCAGUCCAGAAAGGCAUAGGCCCAGGACAACUGCGUUGGGAAAUUGAAGCCGAAACCGCUCGUCUCCGCCAACAACAAGAAGCCGAGGAGCGUGACCGACGGCGCGGAGAGGAGAUCCAGCGGCGGGAGCGCCUCCGAGCCGAAGAAGCAGAGGCCAAGCGCAUCAGAAAGAUGGUCGAGGCAGAGGACAAGGAACGGAGGCGGCGCCAGGCGGAAGUAGACAAGGAGACGGAGCGGCUGAGGAAGAAGUACGGAACCCAAGAGAACCUUGCUCUGACGCGGGUACCGGUUCCGCAAAGGCACUCCGCUCCGCUACUGCGUCAGCCCUACUCGAGACCCGCGGGGCCAUCGCAGCCUCAGAAUUGGGUCCCUAGGCCAGUGCAGGCUGUGGUUCAGCCGAGGCCACCGCAGCAGAUGAGGCCGGUGAAUGGACCCUAUUUGCAGCCUGCUGGGCACCGUCCUAGUGCUUCGACGAGCACGUUCUUCAACGGUGGCGGGUCGUUGCAGCCUGGUGAGGAACAGAAAAUGAAGAGCAGGAAGAAGAGUUUCUGGGGUCUGAGGUCGAACAGUGAGGGGGCGAACUCGAACAAGCUGGCCAAGAAAAAGAGCAGUAUGUUCUAG
Molecule: messenger RNA, 1506 nt
Organism: Coniosporium apollinis CBS 100218
Lineage: Eukaryota; Fungi; Ascomycota; Dothideomycetes
Exons: 3
Coding region: 1-1506 (501 amino acids)
Source: RefSeq, a predicted model, not a curated record